Carlito syrichta (Philippine tarsier) is the source of this 1446-nucleotide messenger RNA. Its product is annotated as olfactory receptor 1J2-like. Gene Ontology annotation, molecular function: G protein-coupled receptor activity; olfactory receptor activity. The transcript has 2 exons. NCBI's taxonomy places the organism in Eukaryota, Metazoa, Chordata, Mammalia, Primates, Tarsiidae. The coding region runs from base 1 to 1446 and encodes 481 amino acids. Gene Ontology annotation, biological process: G protein-coupled receptor signaling pathway. The record is from RefSeq and is a predicted model, not a curated record. Gene Ontology annotation, cellular component: membrane.
AUGAAGGAGGAGAACCUGACCAGUGUGUCUGAGUUCCUCCUCCUGGGGCUUCCUAUCCGGCCAGCACAGCAGGACCUGUUUUUCACCCUGUUCCUGGGCAUGUACCUGACCACGGUGCUAGGGAACCUACUCAUCCUCCUGCUUAUUUGGCUGGACUCACGCCUCCACACCCCCAUGUACUUCUUUCUCAGUCACUUGGCCCUCACUGACAUCUCCUUUUCAUCUGUCAUUGUCCCCAAGAUGCUGAUAAACAUGCAGACUCAGCAUCUGUCCAUUUCUUAUUCAGAGUGUAUUUCACAGUUGUAUUUUUAUAUACUUUUUGGUUGUGCUGAUAAUCUCCUUCUUGUAGUGAUGGCAUAUGACAGAUAUGUGGCCAUCUGUCAUCCUCUACACUACACCAUCAUCGUGAGGAAAGGGCUGUGUGUUCUGCUGGUAACUGGCUCCUGGAUUCUCUCCUGUGGCAGUGCCCUCUUGCACACCCUGCUGCUGGCCAAGCUCAUGAGACCUGAGAACCUGAGCAGCGUGUCUGAGUUCUUCCUCCUGGGCCUCCCCAUCCGGCCAGAGCAGCAGGGAAUAUUCUUCGCCCUGUUCCUGGGCAUGUACCUAACCACGGUGCUAGGGAACCUCCUCAUCCUCUUGCUCAUCAGACUGGACUCUCACCUCCACACCCCCAUGUACUUUUUCCUCAGCCACUUGGCCCUCACUGACAUCUCUUUUUCAUCUGUCACUGUCCCUAAGAUGUUGGUGGAAAUGCAGACGAAGUACAAAUUGAUCCCCUAUGUGGAGUGCAUUUCUCAGAUGUAUUUUUUCAUAUUUUUUACUGACCUGGACAGCUUUCUUAUUAUGUCGAUGGCAUAUGACCGAUAUGUUGCCAUAUGUCACCCUCUCCGCUAUGCCACCAUCAUGAAGGAAGAGCUCUGUACCUUAUUAGUGGCUGUAUCCUGGAUUCUAUCUUGUGCCAGUUCCCUCUCCCACACCCUUCUCCUGACUCGGCUGUCCUUUUGUGCUGCGAAUGCCAUCUCCCACUUCUUCUGUGACCUCGCUGCCCUGCUCAAGCUGUCCUGCUCAGAUAUUUUCUUUAAUGAGCUGGUCAUGUUCACAGUAGGGGUGGUGGUCAUUACCCUGCCAUUCAUAUGUAUCCUGGUAUCUUAUGGCUACGUUGCAGCCACCAUCCUAAAGAUCCCUUCAAUCAAAGGAAUCUGCAAAGCACUGUCCACGUGUGGCUCUCAUCUUUCUGUGGUGGCUCUGUAUUAUGGGACAAUAUUUGGGCAGUACCUUUUCCCAACAUUAAGCAAUUCUGUUGACAAGGACAUCAUUGUGGCUCUCAUGUACACAGUGGUCACACCUAUGUUGAAUCCCUUUAUCUAUAGCCUUAGGAACAGGGACAUGAAAGAAGCCCUUAGGAAGUUCUUCAGUAGAGCAACAUUUUCUCACAGUAAUAUUUGA